This is a messenger RNA of Plenodomus lingam JN3, 159 nucleotides long. RefSeq lists its product as uncharacterized. The record is from RefSeq and is a predicted model, not a curated record. Lineage: Eukaryota; Fungi; Ascomycota; Dothideomycetes; Pleosporales; Leptosphaeriaceae.
AUGAAUCGUCCAGCUAUUAAAGGUGACUCGUCCAUCGCCGAGGAUAUGCACAGUCCAACGGCAAAUGAGCAGAAUGUCGGCAGUAGCAUACAGACAGGCGAAGGCACAGUCUCGAUUGCACUUGAGUACCUAGGAAGUGAAGGCCUUGUGGCUAACUAA